AUCCCUGAAGCCGCUUUGUGAGGGGCGAACUUGGAAGGCCACUCGCCCAUCGUUUGGGUCGCUUUGGGUCUGAGCCCGCUUGACCCCGCGGUCGCCCUCUUGCCCGGCUGCUGCUUCUGGAACUCACAGUGCCGCGGGGGACUGAGGCUCGGGGCUCUGUUACCGGCUGGCGUUGUGACCUCAACUUGUGGUCCAGCAUCUCAAACUCGGUUUCAUCUUCGGUAAAAUGAGUCCCAUGGUUUGGCUGGUGGCAAUGCCGUCCAGGCAGAGUUCCCUCUAUGGUCUGGCUGCUCAUGGCCUCUGGCUCUUGGGCCUUGUCCUCCUGAUGGAUGCAUCUGCUAGACCUGCCAACCACUCAUCCACUCGGGAAAGAGCAGCCAACAAGGAGGAAAAUGAGAUCCUACCCCCAGACCACUUGAACGGGGUGAAACUAGAGAUGGAUGGACACCUGAACAAGGACUUCCACCAGGAGGUUUUCCUGGGGAAGGAUAUGGAUGGGUUUGAUGAGGACUCAGAGCCAAGGAGAAGCCGGAGGAAGCUGAUGGUCAUCUUUUCCAAGGUAGAUGUGAACACUGACCGGAGGAUCAGCGCUAAGGAGAUGCAACACUGGAUUAUGGAGAAAACAGCAGAACACUUCCAGGAGGCUGUCAAGGAAAACAAACUACACUUUGGGGCUGUGGACCCUGAUGGUGACGGCUAUGUGUCCUGGGAUGAAUAUAAAGUGAAGUUUUUAGCAAGCAAAGGCCACAAUGAGAGGGAAAUUGCUGAUGCCAUCAGGAACCAUGAGGAACUCAAAGUGGAUGAGGAGACACAGGAAGUCCUUGAGAACCUCAAAGGUCGCUGGUAUCAGGCCGACAAUCCACCUGCAGACCUGCUGCUGACUGAGGAGGAGUUCCUUUCAUUCCUUCACCCUGAGCACAGCCGGGGCAUGCUCAAGUUCAUGGUCAAGGAGAUUGUUCGGGACUUGGACCAGGAUGGUGAUAAGCAGCUGUCUCUGCCUGAGUUCAUCUCCUUGCCAGUGGGCACUGUUGAGAACCAGCAAGGCCAAGACAUUGAUGACAAUUGGGUGAAAGACAGGAGAAAAGAGUUUGAGGAACUGAUUGAUUCCAACCAUGAUGGGAUUGUGACCAUGGAGGAGCUGGAGAACUACAUGGACCCCAUGAAUGAAUACAAUGCCCUCAAUGAAGCCAAACAGAUGAUCGCCAUUGCCGACGAGAACCAGAAUCACCACCUGGAGCCUGAGGAGAUUCUCAAGUAUAGCGAGUUCUUCACUGGCAGCAAGCUGAUGGACUAUGCCCGCAAUGUGCAUGAGGAAUUCUGAGCAUGCCCCUCAACCCUCAACUGGGGCCAGGCCACCAGUCUCCUGUCUGACCCUUCCUAUAUCUUGAGGGAGAGGCCUGUGGUCUAGUGAGACCUGUGGUUGACUUGGGUCCCAGGGUGGUUCUGAAAUGCUCUACCUACCCUGUGUCUGGGAACUACCAUGAUCCCUAAGAGUGCUGUCCCAGAACCUUCUUUCUUCUGCUGUGUUCGUAUGCUCUGGCUCAGCCCCUGCCACAGCAUGGCCCAGACUUAUUAAAAAUGUGCUUAAUAGGCUAUGUGUCCUUUCCAGCA
Molecule: messenger RNA, 1611 nt
Organism: Cricetulus griseus (Chinese hamster)
Lineage: Eukaryota; Metazoa; Chordata; Mammalia; Rodentia; Cricetidae
Source: RefSeq, a predicted model, not a curated record